AUGUCCGACUACGGCGUUGAGCUGGAGCCCGUCAAUAGUGCCAGUCUGCUGAAGAAACCCACGGUUCACGAACUCGACGAGCGCAGACGAGCCAAACUCGAAGAGGUCGACACGACCCCGUUCACGUUAUUUCACCUCCGAGUUUGCCUUGUUGCAGGUAUCGGCUUCUUCACAGAUGCAUAUGACCUAUUCGCCAUCAACAUUGCUUCGACCAUGCUCGGUCUAGUUUACGAUCCUACGGGUCGCAAUACACAACUUUCUUCUACCCAAGAUCUUGGUAUCAAGGUGGCCGCCCUUUGUGGGACGUUGGUCGGGCAGCUAUCCUUUGGCUGGCUCGCCGAUAUUGUGGGUCGGAAGCGGAUGUAUGGUUAUGAGUUGAUCGUGAUCAUCGUUGCGACUUUUGGUCAAGCUAUGGCAGGGGGCAGUCAGGCCGUAAACGUUAUCGCCGCGCUGGUCGUGUGGAGAGUUUUCCUUGGAGUAGGCGUCGGUGGAGAUUAUCCGUUGACAGCAGUGAUCACUUCUGAGUUCGCGUCAACGCGCAUGAGGGGCCGAAUGAUGACGGCGGUGGUCGCUUGCCAAGGAUGGGGAACGUUCACCUCCGCACUCGUUGCCUACAUCAUCGUGAGCGGGUACAAGUCAUCCAUCCUGCACGAUGACCCUACGCUGUUCCCGCACGUGGACUCUAUGUGGCGGCUACUCAUAGGCAUUGGUUGCGUCCCGGCGGCCAUAGCGCUCUAUUUUCGCCUGACGAUCCCGGAGACGCCACGGUUCACGAUGGACAUCGAGCGAAACCUAGCGCGGGCAACGGCGGAUGUUGACCGCGUGCUCAGCGAUGGCGCAUACAUCAUCACCGAAGACGCCGUCGUGCAGCGGAUCGACGUCCCGCAAGCGUCGAAGCGCGACUUCAUCGCUCACUUUUCCAGGUGGCGAAACCUCAGAAUGCUGUUCGGCACAUCGUGGUCGUGGUUUGCGUUAGACAUCGCGUUCUAUGGUCUGGGUCUGAACUCCGCCGUCGUUCUCACCGCCAUCCACUUCGGUGGCGGGAGCACGUUCACCCAGUGCAAUGUCUCUCCGGACCGAUUUCCACCCAUGACCGCGAGCAGGGCCUUCCAGAACAUGCACAACGUCGCUGUGGGCAACCUGAUCCUUUCCGUUGCUGGCCUCAUACCCGGCUAUUGGGCGUGUUUCUUCUUCAUCGAUCGGUGGGGCCGGAAACCCAUACAGCUCAUGGAUUUUGCGGUGCUCGCUGUCCUGUUCGCCAUCAUGGGCUUUGGAUAUCACAAACUCGCUGGCGAUUGCAGUCACUCAUCCUCGAGCGGCAGCGCAGGCUUCGUUGCCCUGUACUGUCUCGCCAACUUCUUCCAGAACUUUGGUCCCAACACUACCACGUUCGUCAUCCCGGGGGAGGCGUUUCCGACGCGAUAUCGUUCGACAGCGCACGGCAUCUCCGCGACCUCCGGCAAAAUCGGCGCGAUCUUGGCCCAAGUAGGUUUCACACUACUCAAGGACCGAGGAGGCCAGAAUCAGUUCCUCGGACACAUCUUGGAGAUCAUGGCCUUGUUUAUGUUGACAGGAAUCGCGUCGACGUUGCUGGUACCGGAGACGAAGCAGAAGAGCCUGGAGGAGCUCUCGAAUGAGCAGCAGGAGGGCUUCGUUCGUGGAUAG
This is a messenger RNA of Punctularia strigosozonata HHB-11173 SS5, 1665 nucleotides long. RefSeq names its product phosphate transporter. The transcript has 10 exons. The coding region runs from base 1 to 1665 and encodes 554 amino acids. Gene Ontology annotation, molecular function: transmembrane transporter activity. Gene Ontology annotation, biological process: transmembrane transport. Lineage: Eukaryota; Fungi; Basidiomycota; Agaricomycetes; Corticiales; Punctulariaceae. The record is from RefSeq and is a predicted model, not a curated record. Gene Ontology annotation, cellular component: membrane.